Messenger RNA from Alexandromys fortis (reed vole), 1586 nucleotides. It is a transcript of the gene Anxa5, whose product is annotated as annexin A5. Gene Ontology annotation, biological process: negative regulation of coagulation. Gene Ontology annotation, cellular component: sarcolemma; cytoplasm. Lineage: Eukaryota; Metazoa; Chordata; Mammalia; Rodentia; Cricetidae. Gene Ontology annotation, molecular function: calcium ion binding; calcium-dependent phospholipid binding. The record is from RefSeq and is a predicted model, not a curated record. The transcript has 13 exons. Bases 191 to 1156 code for a protein of 321 amino acids.
GCCUUGGUGGGUGUGCGGCCUUAGCAGGGGCGUGGCGUGGCGGGGCAGGGUCGGGCUGGGCUGGCCAGGGCGUUUCCGUUGCACAGAGCCGCGGAGUACUGCCCUGUCCCUCGCGUGUGCAUCGGUCCCCUCCUCGUCCGCAGUCUGCGCUCUACCGACCUGCUCCGGCUCGCUCCUGACCGACAGCAUCAUGGCCCAGGUUCUCAGAGGCACAGUGACAGACUUCCCUGGAUUUGAUAGCAGGGCUGACGCAGAAACUCUUCGGAAGGCCAUGAAAGGCUUGGGCACUGAUGAGGAGAGCAUCCUGACCCUGCUGACCUCUCGAAGCAAUGCUCAGCGCCAGGAAAUCGCUGAGGAGUUUAAGACUCUGUUUGGCAAGGACCUUCUGGAUGACCUGAAGUCAGAACUGACUGGGAAGUUUGAGAAGCUAAUUGUGGCUCUGAUGAAGCCUUCGCGGCUCUACGAUGCCUACGAACUGAAACACGCUCUGAAGGGAGCUGGGACCAAUGAAAAAGUAUUGACAGAGAUUAUUGCUUCAAGGACACCUGACGAGCUACGGGCCAUCAAACAGGUUUAUGAGGAAGAAUACGGUUCCAGCCUGGAAGAUGACGUGGUUGGGGACACCUCAGGGUACUACCAGAGGAUGUUGGUGGUCCUCCUUCAGGCAAAUAGAGACCCCGAUACUGCGAUUGAUGAUGCUCAAGUUGAACUGGAUGCUCAGGCGCUGUUCCAGGCUGGGGAGCUGAAGUGGGGGACAGAUGAAGAAAAGUUUAUCACCAUCUUUGGGACACGCAGUGUGUCUCAUUUGAGAAGAGUGUUUGACAAGUACAUGACAAUCUCAGGAUUUCAGAUUGAGGAAACCAUUGAUCGAGAGACUUCAGGGAACUUGGAGCAGUUGCUCCUGGCUGUGGUGAAAUCUAUUCGGAGCAUACCAGCCUACCUUGCAGAGACCCUCUACUAUGCGAUGAAGGGUGCUGGGACGGAUGAUCACACCCUCAUCAGAGUCGUGGUGUCGAGGAGCGAGAUUGAUCUGUUUAACAUCAGGAAGGAGUUUAGGAAGAACUUCGCCACUUCUCUGUAUUCUAUGAUCAAGGGCGACACAUCUGGAGAUUAUAAGAAAACUCUGUUGCUGCUCUGUGGAGGAGAGGACGACUGAGGGAGCCAGAAGCGCAUGGUGCCGCCGCCUCCAUCAGCUUCCCUCAGCAACUGCAGCCAAGCUCACCUUCCUGUGCCUGACAAGCUGCCUUACUUGUGCUAGUAUGCUAAUCACCAGAUGUGUCACAGAUGACAAUGGUGGCCCGACCUCCUGAUCUCCCUGUUGGCAUUAGUGCUGGCCUUAACUCCUGUGUGUGUCUAAGUCUGAGUUAUUAAUAUUGUCUGUAGUGAGGGCAGAUUGCUUUUUAUAAUCUUUUUAAAGCUUCUUUUAUAUUAAGUUAAUAACUGUAUUACCUGGAUCGGAAACUUAGCCGUGAAAUUGUGAACUCCUAGAAAUGCUGCCAAUCAGGCUCAUGCUUUAUCAGACCUACAACAUUAUGAAGGUCAUAUCAGGAAAAUUAAUGACAAAUAAACAUUCCCUUCGCUCGGAA